Molecule: messenger RNA, 1082 nt
Organism: Austrofundulus limnaeus
Lineage: Eukaryota; Metazoa; Chordata; Actinopteri; Cyprinodontiformes; Rivulidae
Gene: sla2a
Product: Src like adaptor 2a
Molecular function (GO): protein binding
Source: RefSeq, a predicted model, not a curated record
AUGUUGAGGAAAAUUUGGUCGUGUCUCUCUACGACUACCCAUCUUUGGAGAACACGGAGCUAACCAUGCACAUGGGGGAGAAAUUAACAAUCCUAUCGGAUGAUGGUGAUUUCAUGCUGGUGAGAUCUGCGACCACAGGCCGCGAGAGCUACAUCCCCGUCAACUACACGGCCAAGGUGACACACAGAUGGCUGUUCACGGGCAUCAGCAGGUACAAAGCAGAGGAGCUGCUGAAGCAUUCAGACAACCAGAGUGGAGCCUUUUUGAUCCGAGACUCUGAGACGCACAGAGAUUGCCACUCCCUGUCCAUUCUGAGGAGGACCAGCUCUUCCAGCCUGAACCCCGUGAAGCACUACCGCAUCUCCCACCUGGAAAACUCCUGGGUCUACAUAUCUCCAGGACUCACGUUCCCCUCGCUCCGUCACCUGGUGGAACACUACUCAGACUCUGCCGACGGGCUGUGCUGUCGGCUGACGGAGCCUUGCAUCAUCCGGGGUCUGGACGGUUCCUGUGAGGCUCGGCCUGUUCCCAUAGCCAUCAGGAGACCUACUAUCAACUGGAAGGACAUCAGCAGGUCAGUGAUCCUCAAGAGGAAGAGGACGGAGUCAGACAACUCUCUGGUGAGCGAGGGUCUGAGGGAGGCCAUCAGCUCCUACCUCCAGAUGACGGAGUGCAAAGAUCACUUCUGGGACACGUGAGCAAAGCGUUUGGAUCACUUUGAAAGACUGAAAUCAGGCAGAGCGUGAAAUACUGUCCCGUCACAGCUGCAGCUUGAGCGAGCCACCGGARGACGUCUCGCAGGCCCAAAUGUCUUUUUGUGGACGUUCCUGGAGUAGGAGUGAGACUGAGACACUACAUCAGACGGCUGAUUGUUUUAAUGAAAGAAGCACAGGGGGGAGGUGUGAGCUGCAAAUACAAAAAAAGACUGUUUCUUUUUAUUUAUACAUUAUUGUAAAAACACAGAUAAUGUAAUAUUGUUUGUACAGAACAGAAAAAUGAUUGUUAUUGUGAUUAUAUUAUUGGAAUCCAAUUUAAGUUGUACGCUGCAUAAUAAAAGUACAUCAUACACAAACUCAGUUUAA